Exophiala xenobiotica is the source of this 2225-nucleotide messenger RNA. RefSeq lists its product as uncharacterized. The coding region runs from base 828 to 1610 and encodes 260 amino acids. The record is from RefSeq and is a predicted model, not a curated record. NCBI's taxonomy places the organism in Eukaryota, Fungi, Ascomycota, Eurotiomycetes, Chaetothyriales, Herpotrichiellaceae. The transcript has 2 exons.
CCCAAAUCAGCCUACGCGCCGCCGGAACGACACUUGCUGUUCCCCGUGGACAUUUGCUUCCCUGGCAGUCCAGUGCAUACCUGGAACCUCACACAGCUUCCCUGCUAGUCCCUAAUCAGUCGCUUCUUUUUCUCCUCUUGCCGACCAUCCUUCAUAACCUUCUCCAGUCCAAGCCGCUGUCCACCCUGUCCAUAAGUCUGACGUCUCCUCACGAUAGUAAACAUAACUUCGUGUUGAUUCUUCAUCCUCCUUGUUUCACGCCAACCUGAAGAUCCACGGCUCACAGACAUCGGUCAUCGUCUCGGAUCUCUCCCUAAAGGCACCACCUGCCACGCGCAUAUGUCAACCACUGUUCCGGCUUGAACUGGUUCCACAACCCACGUCCGGAUUCUCUUCCACCCGACUCUUCCGUCUUCCUGCUCAUUUCCACUCCACAUUCAAGUCUCUUGUUGUUCACAAGGCGACUGAAGUGUGGAAGAACAGUCACCCUUUCAACAAGCUCAUGUACAGCCUUCGAGACCACUCGUGUCAGCGUCUUUCAGACCGACACUUGACAAUCGCCAUUUCCUCGCUCGAACGCUAGUCGAUUGCGAGUCUCAGCAGGGCUGACAGGCAUAUCACCGCUUCAAAAUACGGCCCCUGCUCGAAUUGAUAUCCGCUGGCACUGUUUAGUUAGUUCGGUUGAUAUUACUCCCUAUCAUUCUACAAAAUGUCAGCUUGAUGCUCAAGCUUAUCAGUCGGCGCUCUCAUCGAUUCUGCCGACUCAUUGAUCUACCGAUGCAGAGCAAAACGGCCACGCUCAAUGUUGAUUUCUCGUUGCCGGCACAAUGAUACCGUGGAAUCAAUUCACCCACAGACGGCAAGAUCCUGACUGGAUAAUCGAGCUCAAUGAAUACAAUUUGUUCCACUAUGUCAGCAAAGGCCCAACCCAGGGGAAUCGAGUAUUGGACUCACCUAUGCUCGAGCAUGCACAAGAAGGUCAAUUUGCCAUCGCUCAGCUAGGACUGCGACAUGUUCAAUUCGAGGCCGAGCAUACGGCACGAAUCCAGUCUACUCUCGAUAUAUGCCGUCAUUGGUUCGCCGACCACGAGACGAACGAAGACUGUCGUCCAACAUCACCACACUGCGAAGAGUUGACAGACUUUCGAACUUCGCCACACUACCUCGAAUCAUUGCCGUCGCUUCGGCCAUCCGACCUCCUGGAGGUCAGAGGAAGAUCCCCUUCACCGACCAUCACCUCCGGGAAAUCUGGAAGGUCUCCCAUGAGCGUGGAGGCACUCAUAACUCCAGAAGUCGUGAAAACGCCGGGCCGCAAGCGAAAGCAUUCGGAUGACUUGUCUCCAGCAGCUAUCACGCCUGACGACAGCCCCGAAGAGCUCGACGUUCUGGCAACGCCGGCUUUCCUCAGGACGCUCCCCAAAUACGUCCGAGCGAGUGGAGCCACAUCUGUGCAGACUACCAAUGCCCGCCUUCGACGAGGCGCUCGGAUGCGGCGCUCAAGGUCCGAUAGAGGCCAUGGCAAACCUGGUGGUCCAGAGAAUGGGCAAUCCGAGACUGAUGGGCAGUUGUUGCUACACUUCUCUCGAAGUCAUUGGUCUGUCCCACGUUAAGCCGGGAAAAUGGCCAAUGCCGCCUGUCAACGUCGAUCCUCAUCUUUCCCUUCUCACGAACACUCCACUCCACCAUGUCGGACCUAUACCAGGGUGAUGUGACAUCACUCACUGACGAUCUGAUAUAUGGUGAUCAUACCACGAAUGCUAUCUUUGCCUUGUUGUGCUUUUGUGGAUGUUAUUCAAUGCAUUUCAGUUGAAUUUCUAUGCGUGGAUGCGAAAGCUUGCUAUGAGGGUCAACAGCACCACAUCGUUGUGAAGUUACCGCCAUUAUAAUACGGGGUUGAAGACGAGGUUUGCUUCACGGGACUGCGCCGAAAUGAGGGAUAUACCUUGCAGUUGAUUGUCGGUUGUCCUUUGAUGCGUGUAUUGGCUGUUGGUUGUUGGUUGUUCAGCUACGAGCGUUGGCGCUGGAUGGCGUUGAUAUAUACAUAUGAGCGUUGUGUUUGAUCUUGUCUACCGCUGUUACUAUGUAGCAGACUUUUACGCUCUCGAGAUUGGCAUUUAUGGAUUCAAAAGGGUGUGAAGGUAUCGACUGAUCCAAAGUGGUAUGAGUCGCCAUGUUGGCCACCAUGCACAGGGUUGGUGCCCUUGAUAGGUACAUAUACAUCUUGC